CUCUUACAUCCGCAGCCCCACCCCAGUAGCCAGCAGUGCUCGCUCGUGUCUGGAGAAAUGCAGUAGUGUUCGUGUGACUUUUCGCCCCUUAUCUUGGUAAUCAUGGCGUUACGAGCCAGGCUAGCGGCGUAUCUCCUGCUGGCGUCUACUAUAGUGGAAGUGAGCCAUGGAUGCGUGAUCCCCUUCGUGAUGCGCGGUACAUGGUUCAGCUUCGAGCACGGCAGCAACACCAUCACGGACAUCGACGACACCUACAUGACCAACCACGGCAGUUGCGUGGCCAUCAAGGUGUACCGCAACGACUUCAAGGCGCUCCUCUUCAAGCGGAACGAGUGCUACUACUGCGUGCGCUUCCACAUCCGAACAGUGAACGUCCUGCAGAAGAGUGCAACUGGAUGCAACACCUACCGGGAUAGCAAGCCGUCUCUUGAGGAUGUGUGUUCCGAGCUGGACAAGGACACGCGGCUUGUCACGAUGUUCAAUGAGAAUUAUCGACCCAAGAACUGUCGCUCAGCUAUUGAGGGCGUGUGGCACUUCGCUUAUCAGAACAGAUUUAGUUUCACAGGAGAAUGUAACCACCCGGAGGCCAAGAUCCGGUCGUGCCAGGAGCCUGGUAACCAGUUCCUCAUUGCCAACCAGAAAUUCAACCUGACUUUCAAAAAAUGCGAGGGUAUUAAGGAAUCUUUUGAAGGAACCAAGGAGUUCUCGUGUCUGGGUGACUGGUUUGUGGGGAAGAAUCAUUUCUUUGCGGCCGCCAACACCAAGGAAUCAAGGAAGGAUGAGAAGUACCGCUGCUUUGUGCGUAACCGUGAUGAUGACCUGUACAUGGGCCACUCCAUCACUCCUGAGUGCUCCGUGCUCAAGACACCAGAGAACAGUCCGUUCAGGUUCCGCAUGACUCCAGUCAAGCAGGAAACAGUCACUCCCGGAUGUCUGCUGCCAAAGAACUUCACUGGCGACUGGGUGAACACAGCACACACAGAGGCAGAUGUCAUGAUCAACCAGACGCACAUCAUUGAGACGACAUACCCAGACAUUGGCCGCUACCGACGUACUAUUUAUGUCUGCAGGGAACAGAGGGACAACCGAUACAUGAUGGCAAGGCUCAACAUUGAUGGCUGUCAAAAAGACUACGUGUGCUUUGAGUUUGUGCCUCGUCACCACAACAUCAUCAGGUUCAGGAAAGGUCUUGAGAUGAUCCGAGAGGACUUCUCCACUGUCUGCUCCUACAUCCAAUUCAAGAGUGACCGGGAGUGGAAUUAUGACCUCAUGUUGGCCAGAGACCCAGUGCCUGUGAAGUGCCCCAUUGCUGGCAAAUUCAACUUUACCCAGAAGGGAGAGGUGCAAUUUGAAACACGAGUCCUUGGGGGUGUGACCAAGACUCCAUGGGAUGACAUUCAUUGCAGGGAAAACAUCUCUGACCUCUCAGUGUGUGACAAGGAUCAGAAAGAAAUUUGGAUUGAUGCUCACUACUGCAUUACUGUGGAUGCAUAUGGCCGACACAUGGAUAUUUACACUGAUCCGGACUAUAAGCUGAAAUGCAUCGGGUACUGGAAGGAGAAUCUCAAGUCAUACCUGAUCACCUAUGAUGAACUUGAUCCAUACUCCAAGUACAGAUGUUGGGUGUACCAGAGAGCAGAUUUGAAUAAGGUACUCAUGUCACAAAGUGUUGGGCCGUUUUGUAACCUUGGCCAGACGGUCCUGAGUACAAACAAUGGGGCAGCAGUCAUCCUUAACAUGGUGGAGUAUGAGAGAGAGCAUGACCGCUGUCCCAUGCACUUUGAUGAUGGCGACAACCCCUGGAAGGAGCCUGGAUCCAACAUCCAUGUGUUCAGGUUCCAAGACCCCAGCACUGCUUCCUUGGCCACAACCCUCUCAGGGAUGCUUCUCUUCACACUCCUCUCCCUCCAUCUCAUCCACUUUGGUUGAGUCUGUAAGGUGUGAGGAGAUAUCAAAAAUAAAUAUCAAUGUCAUAAUCUAAAGAUACUUUAGGGUCAAGACUUAUAGGUCACUGCCAUGGAUGUUACUAUGGAUAUCCAGAUGUACAUAAUCCCUAAAGAGGAGAAAAGAAUUAUCUAGUUUCUGCAACUUCUUCUCAUUAUCCAGUUUAGAAGUGGAAACUCUCAAAAAGCUUUUGUACAAAGGAAGUUUACCUACAAGAAAAAAUUGAUUACAAAAAACUAGCAUUACAUAUCAGGGAGCAGUUUCAUAUUGGCACUGUUUGUCAGUUUUAAUUACCGAAGCAGCCACUGUACUGUUAGUAGCAUGGUACAGGUGAAUAAGGUUUGCCAAGGUAAGAUUUAUUUAUUUUUUGAUGGCAGGAAAGCCAACUGGUAGAUUACCAUAUACCCAUAAAUGCAUAGGAUAAAAUUUGGUAUGUAAAGCUAAGUCAAUAUCAUACCACAUUUGAAAAGAGAAGAGAAAAAAAAAUAGAAGAAAAGUGGGAGUUGCUCAUACUUUUGUUUCCAUUAGUGCCAUCUAGGUAUGUGUCUCCUGUCACUGGUAAUGAGCAACACUGAAGUAGUUUUGUGUUACAUAUCGCUAUAUGUUUGUCCAGCAAGACAAAACUUGUGCGCUGAGAGGUGACCAUUCCUAAUGCAACUGUUCCAUCCCUUCACAUUCCGUCCAUUACAUUUAAGUUCUUGUCACACAAAAUGAUGUUGAUAUCUAGUAACAAAAAACAAUUGAUAAUGAAAUACUGUGGUCAUCAGUACAUACUGUACAGACAUCCCAGUGAUAAAUUAGUUUUUUGCAUUUUUACAAGAUAUAGUGUACACAGGUACUUUUCAUCUCAAGAUUUGUACACAUAAGGCUCAUAAUGAAUCACAAAGUUUUAUCUUAUAUACACAAUAUUGUAAUAAUGGUAUGGGUAAUUUUCAGUCUUCACUACAGCUGCACAAAGACUAGUAAUGUAGUUGUGUGAACACAGUGCAAACUAAUUAAUUAAAGUGUAUAGAGACACUUUCAGCUCAAUUCAAGUGCAAAUACUUUCACAUUUCGGAGUAUUGGGAAGAAUGUUUGUGUAAUAAUAAAGUGUCUUCCAUAACCUUCAAUGAAAAUCUGUUUGUCACAAAUACUGCUGUUUUCAUACACUUUCAUAUGAUAAUUUUAAUCAUUCCGGCUUACAUAUGUAUUGAGGAAAUGUUUCUCAGGAAAGAAAAAAAUAUAUAUAUAUAUAUAUAUAUAUAUAUAUAUAUAUAUAUAUAUAUAUAUAUAUAUAUAUAUAUAUAUAUAUAUAUAUAUAUAUAUAUAAUGGAAUACCAAAAUUGUCAUGAAAUAAAAAUCUUCUGUGUAAAGAAUAUAAUGAUGUGGUAUGAUACAGUAAAAAGACACUGACAGGGUCAUUUAGUGUGCCUUAAGAGGACGAACUCGAAAAUCAGAUUAAUAGAAUAUCAAAGUAUGAAAAAAGAUAAAUUUCAUGCCCUUUGUAAUUUCAUGUGUGUGUGUGUGUUGCGGCUUCAUCUUCCUACUUGACCAAAUGUUAAGAAUAUUAACUUCACUGGCUCUUAUUGAUAUAUAUAUAUAUAUAUAUAUAUAUAUAUAUAUAUAUAUAUAUAUAUAUAUAUAUAUAUAUAUAUAUAUAUAUAUAUAUAUAUAUAUAUAUAUAUAUAUAUAUAUAUAUAUAUAUAUAUAUAUAUAUAUAUAUAUCUUUGUAAAUUGUAUAACAAUAUACGCAUAUCAAGUAAGAGUACUAUCUGAGAAAAAUGUUGCCACCUACUACAGAAAUAUGCUAAAAAGUAUUAAGUGAAAGCAGCAACAAGUGUCUGACACUGCUGGAUAAAACGUACUGAGCUCCAGUGACGGCAUCAUUAUGGCACCAGAUACGCUGGCCAAGUGUUACUGCUUUGCAAAGAUGAUGCCUUUCACUAAUGAUAUGAAUGUAUUCUCUGAACAUUACUUACUCGGGAAUUGAAUAAAUUAUAUACCUAGGGAAGAAAGAUAUGUAUAAGGUGUAGUUAUCUUACAUUAACCAAGUGACGUCACCUCUUGCAUAAUACCGUUACGGAAUUUUUUUUUUUUCCAGGAUUGUCACUCUUCAGCUCCCUAUCAUUUCUUGUAUAUUGUUUUGCAAAUAAAUGCAAAUAUUUCUAAC
Messenger RNA from Scylla paramamosain (green mud crab), 4093 nucleotides. RefSeq lists its product as uncharacterized. The record is from RefSeq and is a predicted model, not a curated record. NCBI's taxonomy places the organism in Eukaryota, Metazoa, Arthropoda, Malacostraca, Decapoda, Portunidae. Bases 103 to 1929 code for a protein of 608 amino acids. Gene Ontology annotation, biological process: wound healing. The transcript is spliced from 11 exons.